This is a messenger RNA of Propithecus coquereli (Coquerel's sifaka), 1474 nucleotides long. RefSeq names its product BCDIN3 domain containing (gene BCDIN3D). The transcript is spliced from 2 exons. The record is from RefSeq and is a predicted model, not a curated record. Lineage: Eukaryota; Metazoa; Chordata; Mammalia; Primates; Indriidae. Gene Ontology annotation, molecular function: RNA methyltransferase activity; O-methyltransferase activity. Gene Ontology annotation, cellular component: cytoplasm. Bases 1 to 882 code for a protein of 293 amino acids. Gene Ontology annotation, biological process: miRNA metabolic process; negative regulation of pre-miRNA processing.
AUGGCGGCGUUCACGAAACUGGCUGGAGGGGUAGUUAAGGAGGCCGCGGCGGAAGAGGACCCGCGAGUUCUGGAACCUGGGGCUGCCCCCUUCGGAAAUUUCCCUCAUUAUUCCCGCUUCCACCCUCCGGAGCAACGGCUCCGCCUCCUGCCCCCGGAGCUGCUUCGACGGCUCUUCCCUUCUCAGAGUCCCGAGACGAGGCCGAUCCUAGGGCUCGACGUGGGGUGUAACUCCGGGGAUCUGAGUGUGGCUCUAUACAAACACUUCCUUUCCCUACAUGAUGGGGAGACCUGCUCAGAUGCCUCAAGAGAACUCCGUCUCCUCUGCUGCGACAUAGAUCCAAUCUUGGUGGAGCGAGCUGAAAAAGAAUGUCCUUUUCCGGAUGCCUUGACCUUUAUCACCCUGGACUUCAUGAAUCAAAGGACCCGGAAGGUUCUCUUGAACUCUUUCUUAAGCCAAUUUGGACGUUCAGUUUUUGACAUUGGUUUCUGCAUGUCAGUAACCAUGUGGAUUCAUCUAAACCAUGGGGACCAUGGCCUGUGGGAGUUCCUGGCCCAUCUUUCCUCCCUCUGCCGCUAUCUCCUUGUGGAGCCACAGCCCUGGAAGUGUUACAGGGCAGCUGCAAGGCGUCUCCGAAAGCUUGGACUCCAUGAUUUUGACCACUUCCACUCCCUUGCCAUCCGAGGUGAUAUGGCAAAUCAGAUUGUGCAGAUCUUGACCCAGGACCAUGGCAUGGAAUUAGUAUGUUGCUUUGGCAAUACCAGUUGGGACCGAAGCCUUCUGCUCUUUAGGGCAAAACAAACCACAGAGACUCAUCCAAUCCCUGAAUCACUGAUAGAAGAGGAAAAAGAAAAGAACAGAUUAAGAUUCUGGAGGCAGUGAGAUGGGAGGGCAGGAAGACCAGGAAAGAAAUAUCGAAAGGGUCUUAUAUUGAGAAUGAUGUUUACUCUCCUUAACUCUUUAACAAUCAAACAUCCUCAAAACCCGGCAGAAGCUUUUGGCAAAAUGUCCAAGGCCUGUAAUUGAAAUAAUCAGUAUCCAUUCCCCAUUGUUUAAAACAAUCCCUGAGGAAAGUGAAUCUGUGGAGUAGUAAGGCUGUCUGAAUUGAGAUGGCCAUAAAAGUGAUCCUGGUGGUUGGACAUGGGAGGAGCUGCUUUUGGGCUUUAUUUAUAAAGAUUAGACCAGGCUAGCCUUAGUAUGUAUCAGUUCCCAUGGCUGCUUGAAUCUGAUCUGGUUUCUUCAGGCUUCUGUACUUACUAGGCCUGCCUUUGGGCAAACUCACAGUGCAGUCUGGAAUGAAGAGUCACUGGCCUGGCUAAAGGAAGAGGUUAGCAGGAAAAGCAUGUUGUCUCUCUAAAGCAAGUCAAGUCUCCAACAUGCCCAGGCUCGGCACAGCAGUUACAGAUACUAGGCAAGAUACAUUAACUGUCAUUUAAAAGAUGUUUAAAAGAUUUAAAUUAUGAACCCAGAGAUA